This is a messenger RNA of Annulohypoxylon maeteangense, 600 nucleotides long. Its product is annotated as ESSS subunit of NADH:ubiquinone oxidoreductase. The transcript has 2 exons. Bases 80 to 436 code for a protein of 118 amino acids. Lineage: Eukaryota; Fungi; Ascomycota; Sordariomycetes; Xylariales; Hypoxylaceae. The record is from RefSeq and is a predicted model, not a curated record.
AGAAGGAUACAAAAAGGAGAAAGAACCGGACAAAAGGGAAUCUUGGAAAAAGCAAAGAGUUCAUCAAGUAGGCAUAGUCAUGCCCACCGUCCGACCCAACACCGCCGUACGGGCCACCCGCGCCCUGCAGCAGAAGUCUAAGCAACCCUCCACCACAUCAGUCAGAUCCUUCUCGGCCACAACAAGAGCGUCUUCGUCCCACGGCCCGCAGUACGACCCCCCGACCGGCUGGCUGUUCGGGGUAAAGCCCGGCGAGAAGUACCAGAAGGAGGGCUGGGAGAACUCAUUUUUCUACGGCUUCUGCGGAAGCGUCGCUGUUGGUGCUAUCGCCUACGGUUUCAAGCCUGACACCUCGAUACAAACAUGGGCCUUAGAAGAGGCGCGACGAAGAUUAGAAGCUGAGGGUAUCCUUGAAGACCCGGACAAGAAGAAAUGAUAGAUCUUCGCUGGUGUAUGGAUGUUAUAAACGGGAGUUAAAGUUGGCACAACAACAACACUGAAUCGAGAUUCGACUUGUACAUGGAUCCCCGGCUUUCCUUUUGACUCUCUGCGUCUCCGUUCUUCUGACGGAGGAUCGCCUUCGAUUAGAGAAACUCAUCA